Prunus mume (Japanese apricot) is the source of this 1150-nucleotide messenger RNA. RefSeq names its product pyrophosphorylase 4 (gene PPA4). The record is from RefSeq and is a predicted model, not a curated record. Gene Ontology annotation, cellular component: cytoplasm. Lineage: Eukaryota; Viridiplantae; Streptophyta; Magnoliopsida; Rosales; Rosaceae. Gene Ontology annotation, biological process: phosphate-containing compound metabolic process. Gene Ontology annotation, molecular function: inorganic diphosphate phosphatase activity; magnesium ion binding.
AAAUGGAAGGCACAAAGAGAGCGGGAACACGUACAGCUGCUUAUUGCUUUCCUCUACUUGAGCGCCCCAUUCACUCCUCCUCUCUGCCUGCCUUCUCUUCGUUUUGAGAUCUGUGCUCUUCGGUCGUCUCCUUCCUUCCUCUCAAGGCUUCUUCUUCAGCUAGGGUUUCGUAACUCCGAUCCUUUACCGUUAUGGCUCCACCAAUUGAGACUGUUCAAAAAGUUGAGCCUCCUCAAAAAGUUAUCGACUCCCAUCAUCAUCAUCAUCAUUCCUCACAUCCACCUCUUAAUGAGAGGAUACUUUCUUCCAUGACCAGGAGGUCUAUAGCUGCACACCCUUGGCAUGAUCUUGAAAUAGGACCUGGAGCUCCAAAGAUUUUCAACUGUGUUAUUGAAAUUCCUAAAGGAAGCAAAGUGAAAUAUGAGCUUGACAAAAAAACUGGACUCAUCAAGGUUGACCGCAUACUGUACUCAUCGGUUGUCUACCCCCACAACUAUGGCUUCAUCCCCCGAACUCUUUGUGAGGACAAUGACCCCUUGGAUGUCUUGAUUAUUAUGCAGGAGCCAGUUGUUCCUGGAUGCUUUCUUCGGGCAAAAGCAAUUGGCUUGAUGCCUAUGAUCGAUCAGGGUGAGAAAGAUGACAAGAUAAUUGCUGUCUGUGCUGAUGAUCCCGAAUACCGACACUACCAGGACAUCAAGGAUCUCCCACCACAUCGUUUGGCUGAGAUCCGGCGCUUCUUUGAGGACUACAAGAAAAAUGAGAACAAAGAAGUUGCAGUUGACGACUUUCUCCCUGCAUCUGCUGCCUAUGAUGCAAUCCAGCAUUCCAUGGACCUAUAUGCGGACUACAUAGUGGAGAGCCUCAGGCGGUAGUUGUUUGUGCAAGCAAUGAAUCUUGGGUGCUAUCAUCUAUAUCAUCUGUAAUGAAAAUAACUUUAUUAUUGUGUUGUUUAUGCAUGCAUUUUGUUUCGCAAUGUAUGCAUAUGCUUAUACUACGACUCUAGAUGGAUUGUCUCAUCUGCUUCAUAUGACAAGUAUUAAAACUUUUAUACAGUAAUGAAUAUCGAAAACGACUGGAAAAAGAAUUGUAGUUUGGGUUGAUAUAUUGGUUUUGUGUCAUUCUUCAUUCACCCUGACAUGGGUUUGAAACA